This is a messenger RNA of Medicago truncatula (barrel medic), 1384 nucleotides long. Its product is annotated as probable receptor-like protein kinase At2g23200. Gene Ontology annotation, molecular function: ATP binding; protein kinase activity. The transcript is spliced from 9 exons. Bases 1 to 1038 code for a protein of 345 amino acids. The record is from RefSeq and is a predicted model, not a curated record. Gene Ontology annotation, biological process: protein phosphorylation. Lineage: Eukaryota; Viridiplantae; Streptophyta; Magnoliopsida; Fabales; Fabaceae.
AUGGGACCUGUGGAAAGGAGAUGGAUACUUCAUAAUCAAGAACUUUGCAGCUGCAGUUUGGAAAGAGCAUAUCUAUCCCUGUCUUUACCGAAGCUCGAAUUGAAGGAGAAGAAAGAACUAAGUAAGGCGACUGAUAAUUUUAGUCCUGCCAAUAAAAUUGGAGAGGGUGGUUUUAGUUCUGUUUACAUGGGACGACUGAAAAAUGGAAAACUUGCUGCUAUAAAAGUUCUUUCAGCUGAAUCAAGACAAGGGGCGAAAGAGUUCUUGACGGAGAUUAGUGUGAUCUCUGAAGUAGAGCAUGAAAAUUUGAUGAUCUUUUCCUCUUCUCUUCAGUUGGAGGUCACAGUAGUAUCUACUUUGAUUGGCGAACACGAUGUAAAAUAUGUGUUGACAUUGCACGCGGGCUUGCCUUUCUGCACGAAGAAGUCAGGCCUCCCAUCAUUCAUAGGGAUACAAAAGCAAGCAAUAUUCUCCUUGACAAAGAUCUUACACCGAAGAUUUCGGAUUUUGGUCUUUCAAGCGGAUAUAUUUUUAGCACCUCAGUUACAUGUUGCAUCUAAGAGAUUCAACAUUCACAUGCUUCAGAGAGCAUGGAAGGCUUUGAAUUGGACUCAGAAGUUGAGUUUAUUGACGAUAGUUAUCCGUGGAAUAACAUCUUCAUCAGAGAUUUCUACAAAUAAGCUUGAGAAAGCAAGUUCAGAUGAUGCUACACUUCAGCCUUAUGAGCAGCUCAGUUUUUCAUAUCCAUCCUUAUUGCCACCUCUUAUACAUGAACGGGAUACUUAUCUUGCAUGGUCUCUGAAGCGGAGCAAGGCUGUGAAUAACUGUAAAAGGGUGGUAGGUGUGAUUGGAAAAGGCCACAUGGAUGGUGUAAUAUAUGCACUGUUAGCCGAUACAGGGAAUUUGAGAUUUCGAGACCUUGCUGGGAAAAAUUCAAAUGAUGGGGGUUCUAAUGGCUGGAUUGAUGUCAUUAAUUUAAUGGUUCUUUAUAGCUUAGGCAAUUUGAGUCUCUAUCCAAUUUUCUAUACCACUAAUUGACAAAACAGCCACUGUAUCAUGGUGAGAGUGGAGUAGACCAACUUCUGGCAGUGAAAGAAAAUGGGCUCAAAUAGCUGAGAAGUUAGAAGGAAGGGUUGGCAAGCAGUGUAGAGAGCGAUGGCAUAAUCAUUUGCGUCCUGAUAUUAAGUUUAGAUAUAUGUACCAAUUUUUUUAUUUCAUAUAAUUUUUUAUUACAAGUUUUGUGCUUUGAAUUUGACCCUAGGAUUAUUUUUUAUUUCAUAUUAACUGGAAUAAAUUAUUUUUGCAUAGUAGUAACAAAAGCAGUUAUGCUGUCAUGUAUAUAAUUUGAAGUCAGAUUGGUUAUCAUGGUAACAAAUUUGUUAUG